This is a messenger RNA of Rhinichthys klamathensis goyatoka, 1168 nucleotides long. RefSeq names its product nudix hydrolase 21 (gene nudt21). Gene Ontology annotation, cellular component: mRNA cleavage factor complex. Lineage: Eukaryota; Metazoa; Chordata; Actinopteri; Cypriniformes; Leuciscidae. The record is from RefSeq and is a predicted model, not a curated record. Gene Ontology annotation, molecular function: mRNA binding. Bases 149 to 838 code for a protein of 229 amino acids. The transcript has 7 exons.
GCUUUCACAACAGAGACAGAGUGCCGUAUUACGGUUUUCAUCGAGCGCCAAGGCUGUGCAAUUCAAUCCCACUAAUAUCGCAAUCAACAGUAAAAAAAAAAAGUGAUUAGAGCAAAGAUUAAGAAGCGACUAUAUUAUUCGUCGUACGAUGUCAGUUGUACCUCCUAAUCGAUCAUCUACCGGUUGGCCUCGUGGAGUAAAUCAGUUCGGCAAUAAAUAUAUUAGCCAGCCGGCUAAACCGCUCACCCUGGAGAGAACAAUCAACCUAUACCCUCUAACAAAUUACACAUUCGGCACCAAGGAGCCGCUCUAUGAGAAGGACAGCUCGGUAGCCGCACGCUUUCAGCGGAUGCGGGAGGAGUUUGAGAAAAUCGGGAUGCGGCGGACAGUGGAGGGAGUUCUGAUCGUGCACGAGCACAGACUCCCUCACGUGCUGCUCCUACAGCUGGGAACCACCUUCUUCAAACUUCCUGGUGGUGAGUUGAACCCUGGAGAAGAUGAGGUGGAGGGGUUAAAACGACUGAUGACAGAGAUUUUGGGGCGUCAGGAUGGAGUGAAACAGGACUGGGUCAUUGAUGACUGUAUUGGGAACUGGUGGAGACCAAACUUUGAACCACCUCAGGUGUACCCAUAUAUUCCAGCACACAUCACUAAACCUAAAGAACAUAAGAAGCUUUUUCUAGUACAGCUGCAAGAGAAAGCAUUGUUUGCUGUGCCAAAGAACUACAAGCUGGUGGCCGCCCCCUUGUUUGAGCUUUAUGAUAAUGCUCCUGGCUACGGCCCGAUUAUAUCCAGUCUUCCUCAGCUACUGAGCAGGUUUAACUUCAUCUACAAUUGAGAAGCAAAUGGUUUUGUCUUGACUGUGGGCUGUCUCUGUGAGCACAGUCUGAUGGGAAGGCACGGGUGACAGAUAAAGUGCUGGUGUUUCGACGAUGCCGAGGUUUUACAUUGUGAGGCAUUACAUUGCGUAGAAAUGUGUGCAUUUUUUUCUCCUUUAUAGAUACAUUGUAAGUCUUUGUUAUUGAACUUUGUCAUCAAGUAACUACAUUUUUAUGUUCAACUAAGUGAUGAAUACAAUGUCUUUAGAAAAAAAAAUGUUUCAGUGACUUUUUUUUAACCUUGUAUAUUUGUCAGUGCUUUUUAUAAUAAAUUGUUCUCUUUGAGAUUA